This is a messenger RNA of Drosophila erecta, 6772 nucleotides long. It is a transcript of the gene Ptp10D, whose product is annotated as tyrosine-protein phosphatase 10D. The transcript has 13 exons. Gene Ontology annotation, biological process: protein dephosphorylation. NCBI's taxonomy places the organism in Eukaryota, Metazoa, Arthropoda, Insecta, Diptera, Drosophilidae. Bases 753 to 5663 code for a protein of 1636 amino acids. Gene Ontology annotation, molecular function: protein tyrosine phosphatase activity; protein binding. The record is from RefSeq and is a predicted model, not a curated record.
GAGCGUCGGCGAUUCCGAUUUCGAUUUCGAUUCCAAUUUCGAUUUCGACUCGGGUCCCGAAUCCGAAUCUGAAUCAGAUUCCAAUUCAGUGUGGUGAAGAGCGAACGGGAGUGCGGACGGAACGGACGCGAAAUUCAUUUAGGCGGGCCGCAAGCGAACGCUCGAAAAACGCAAAAUUUGUCAAUUGUCCGUUCCGCUUUUUCUUGUGUCUGUGCUUUGCGUCGCGUGCCUGCGUGUACGUGUACGUGUGCGUGCGCCUGUGUCUGUGUUCGUUUUUUGUUAUUUUUUUUUUAACCAACGACAACAACAGAAAAGAAGUAAAUAAAAUACACAAAAUUAACGGUGUAUAUAUUUAAAUGAUUUAGUUUUUUUUGGUGGCGUGCAGAAUGAGAAAAAUUUGAGAAAAACGCAGUGGAAAACAACACAAAACAAAAAAAAAAACAAAAUAAAAAUAUGGUAUAAUCAAUUCAAAUAAGACCAACAAAUUGCAAGCAAUUGGAUCCAAAAAGAAAUAUAUAAAAUUGUACUACGCUGACGGAAAAGCUGUGAAAACAAUGCAUUUAAUCAAAGUAAAGACUAAACUCGCGCUGAAAACGCCCGAAAUCGAAAGAAACUAGCGAAAAACCCCAUUUCGAAAAUCGCACAAUAAAUUUGCAAAGUCCACAGCAACAACAACACAGAAAAAAAGACAACAAAAGAGAGCCAGGAGGAGAGGAAAACAACAACGAAAACAGCAAAACGACGGCCCCAAAAUGUUGUAUCAGCUAAGUAAAGCCACUACUAGAAUCCGGCUCAAAAGGCAAAAAGCCGUUCCGCAACAUCGCUGGCUCUGGAGUUUAGCAUUUCUGGCAGCAUUUACACUAAAGGACGUUCGAUGUGCAGAUCUAGCCAUAAGUAUACCCAAUAACCCCGGCCUGGACGAUGGGGCCUCCUACCGAUUGGAUUACAGUCCGCCCUUCGGCUAUCCGGAGCCCAACACGACGAUUGCAUCCCGGGAGAUCGGCGAUGAGAUCCAAUUCUCACGCGCCCUGCCGGGCACCAAAUACAACUUUUGGCUCUACUACACGAACAUCACGCACCACGACUGGCUCACCUGGACGGUGACGAUAACAACAGCUCCCGAUCCGCCGUCGAAUCUGUCCGUUCAGGUGAGGAGCGGCAAGAAUGCCAUCAUCCUGUGGUCACCGCCCACCCAGGGCAGCUACACGGCAUUCAAGAUCAAGGUGCUCGGCCUGUCGGAGGCGUCGAGCAGCUACAACCGCACCUUCCAGGUGAACGACAACACAUUCCAGCACAGCGUCAAGGAGCUGACCCCCGGAGCCACCUACCAGGUGCAGGCCUACACCAUCUACGAUGGCAAGGAGUCGGUGGCCUACACCAGUCGCAACUUCACCACAAAGCCCAAUACACCGGGGAAAUUCAUCGUCUGGUUCCGUAAUGAGACGACGCUGCUGGUCCUGUGGCAGCCGCCGUAUCCGGCGGGCAUCUACACGCACUACAAGGUAUCCAUCGAGCCGCCGGAUGCCAACGAUAGCGUGCUCUACGUGGAGAAGGAGGGCGAGCCGCCGGGACCGGCCCAGGCUGCGUUCAAGGGUCUGGUGCCUGGGAGGGCGUACAACAUAUCCGUGCAGACGAUGUCCGAGGAUGAGAUCUCACUGCCGACGACGGCGCAAUAUCGCACGGUGCCGUUGCGACCGCUGAACGUGACCUUUGACCGCGACUUCAUUACCUCCAACUCGUUCCGGGUGCUGUGGGAGGCGCCCAAGGGCAUCUCCGAAUUCGACAAGUACCAGGUCUCGGUGGCCACCACCCGCCGCCAGUCCACAGUGCCGCGCAGCAAUGAGCCCGUUGCCUUCUUCGAUUUUCGCGACAUCGCCGAGCCGGGCAAGACGUUCAAUGUGAUCGUGAAGACCGUAUCCGGCAAGGUCACCUCCUGGCCAGCCACCGGGGAUGUCACCCUGCGACCACUGCCCGUUCGCAAUCUGCGGAGCAUCAACGACGACAAGACCAACACCAUGAUCAUCACGUGGGAGGCGGAUCCGGCCAGCACGCAGGAUGAGUACCGCAUUGUAUACCACGAACUGGAGACAUUUAAUGGUGACACCAGCACCCUGACCACGGACCGCACUCGAUUCACCCUGGAGAGCCUGCUACCCGGCCGUAACUACUCACUGUCCGUCCACGCGGUAUCCAAAAAGAUGGAAUCGAACGAGACCAGCAUAUUCGUGGUCACCCGACCCUCGUCGCCCAUCAUCGAGGACUUGAAGAGCAUCCGGAUGGGUCUGAACAUCAGCUGGAAGAGCGAUGUCAACUCCAAGCAGGAGCAAUACGAGGUGCUCUACUCCCGGAACGGAACCAGCGACCUGCGCACCCAAAAGACCAAGGAGUCGCGUCUGGUGAUCAAGAAUCUGCAGCCAGGUGCUGGCUAUGAACUCAAGGUGUUUGCAGUCAGUCACGACUUGCGAAGCGAACCACAUGCCUAUUUCCAGGCAGUUUAUCCCAAUCCGCCGCGCAACAUGACCAUCGAGACGGUGAGGAGCAACUCGGUGCUGGUCCACUGGUCUCCGCCGGAAAGCGGCGAGUUUACAGAGUACUCGAUUCGCUAUCGCACGGACAGCGAGCAGCAGUGGGUGCGCCUGCCCAGCGUUCGGUCCACGGAGGCGGAUAUCACCGACAUGACCAAGGGCGAAAAGUACACCAUCCAGGUGAACACGGUCAGCUUUGGCGUGGAGAGUCCCGUGCCCCAGGAGGUGAACACCACGGUGCCGCCGAAUCCGGUGUCCAAUAUCAUUCAACUGGUGGACUCGCGGAACAUCACUUUGGAGUGGCCGAAGCCAGAGGGUCGCGUGGAGUCCUACAUCCUUAAGUGGUGGCCCAGCGAUAAUCCCGGUCGUGUCCAGACCAAGAACGUCUCCGAGAACAAGUCGGCGGACGAUUUGUCGACGGUGCGUGUCCUGAUCGGCGAACUGAUGCCCGGCGUGCAGUACAAGUUCGACAUCCAGACCACGUCGUACGGGAUCCUGUCGGGCACCACCAGUCUCUAUCCGCGCACCAUGCCGCUCAUCCAGUCGGACGUGGUGGUGGCCAAUGGCGAGAAGGAGGACGAGCGGGACACCAUCACUCUGAGCUACACGCCCACGCCGCAGUCGUCGUCCAAGUUCGAUAUCUAUCGGUUCUCGCUCGGCGAUGCCGAGAUCCGGGACAAGGAGAAGCUGGCCAACGAUACGGAUCGCAAGGUGACGUUUACGGGUCUGGUGCCCGGUCGGCUGUACAACAUCACAGUUUGGACUGUGAGCGGCGGUGUGGCCAGCUUGCCUAUACAACGACAGGAUCGCCUGUAUCCGGAACCCAUCACCCAGCUGCAUGCCACCAACAUCACGGACACGGAGAUCUCGCUGCGCUGGGACUUGCCCAAGGGCGAGUACAAUGACUUCGACAUCGCCUACCUCACGGCGGACAAUCUGUUGGCCCAGAACAUGACCACCAGGAACGAGAUCACCAUCAGUGACCUGCGGCCCCACAGAAACUACACCUUCACCGUGGUGGUCCGUUCCGGCACUGAAUCGUCGGUUCUGAGGAGCAGUUCGCCACUGUCCGCCAGCUUUACGACCAACGAAGCGGUGCCAGGGCGGGUGGAACGCUUCCAUCCCACGGACGUCCAGCCCAGCGAGAUCAAUUUCGAGUGGUCGCUGCCCUCCAGCGAGGCAAAUGGCGUCAUACGCCAAUUCUCGAUAGCCUAUACGAAUGUCAACAAUCUCACGGAUGCGGGCAUGCAGGACUUUGAAUCGGAGGAAGCGUUCGGCGUGAUCAAGAACCUGAAGCCCGGCGAGACCUAUGUGUUCAAGAUACAGGCCAAGACCGCCAUCGGCUUCGGCCCGGAGCGGGAGUACCGGCAAACGAUGCCGAUACUGGCGCCACCGCGUCCUGCCACGCAGGUGGUGCCCACCGAGGUCUAUCGCAGCUCAUCGACCAUCCAGAUCCGGUUCAGGAAGAACUACUUCUCGGAUCAGAACGGCCAGGUGCGCAUGUACACGAUCAUCGUGGCCGAGGAUGAUGCCAAGAAUGCCUCCGGCCUGGAGAUGCCCAGCUGGCUGGAUGUGCAGUCGUACAGCGUCUGGCUGCCCUAUCAGGCCAUUGAUCCCUACUAUCCAUUCGAGAACCGAUCCGUGGAGGACUUCACCAUCGGCACCGAGAACUGUGACAACCACAAGAUCGGCUACUGCAACGGACCCCUCAAAUCCGGAACCACCUACCGGGUGAAGGUGCGGGCGUUCACCGGAGCGGACAAGUUCACGGAUACCGCCUACAGUUUUCCCAUUCAGACAGACCAAGACAACACCUCACUGAUUGUGGCCAUUACGGUGCCACUAACCAUCAUCUUGGUGCUCCUGGUCACUCUUCUGUUCUACAAACGGCGACGGAACAACUGCCGCAAGACGACCAAGGAUUCCCGGGCCAAUGACAAUAUGUCCCUGCCGGACAGCGUGAUCGAGCAGAAUCGACCCAUUCUGAUCAAGAACUUCGCGGAGCACUAUCGCUUGAUGUCCGCCGAUUCGGACUUUCGCUUCAGCGAGGAGUUCGAGGAACUGAAGCACGUGGGCCGGGACCAGCCAUGCACAUUCGCGGAUCUGCCCUGCAAUCGUCCCAAGAACAGGUUCACCAAUAUACUGCCCUACGAUCAUUCGCGUUUCAAGCUCCAGCCGGUGGACGAUGAUGAGGGCAGUGACUACAUCAAUGCCAAUUACGUGCCGGGUCACAAUUCACCGCGCGAGUUCAUCGUGACCCAGGGACCACUGCACUCGACUCGCGACGACUUCUGGCGGAUGUGCUGGGAGAGCAACUCGCGGGCCAUUGUCAUGCUGACCCGGUGCUUUGAGAAGGGCCGCGAAAAGUGCGACCAGUACUGGCCCAAUGACACUGUGCCCGUCUUCUACGGGGACAUCAAGGUGCAGAUACUCAACGACAGUCACUAUGCCGACUGGGUGAUGACCGAGUUCAUGCUGUGCAGGGGCAGCGAACAGCGCAUCCUGCGGCACUUCCACUUCACCACCUGGCCGGACUUUGGCGUACCCAAUCCGCCACAGACUCUGGUGCGCUUUGUGCGGGCAUUCCGCGACCGAAUCGGGGCGGAGCAGCGACCCAUUGUGGUCCACUGCAGCGCCGGAGUGGGAAGGUCGGGCACCUUCAUCACCCUGGACCGCAUCCUGCAGCAGAUCAACACGUCUGACUACGUGGACAUAUUCGGCAUAGUGUAUGCCAUGCGCAAGGAGCGCGUUUGGAUGGUGCAGACGGAGCAGCAGUACAUCUGCAUCCACCAGUGCCUGCUGGCGGUGCUCGAGGGCAAGGAGAACAUCGUGGGUCCCGCCCGCGAGAUGCACGACAACGAAGGCUAUGAAGGCCAACAAGUGCAGCUGGACGAGAACGGUGAUGUGGUGGCCACCAUUGAGGGUCACCUGUCGCAUCACGACCUUCAGCAGGCCGAGGCGGAGGCCAUUGAUGACGAGAACGCGGCGAUACUGCACGAUGACCAGCAGCCGCUGACCAGUAGCUUCACUGGACACCACAGUCACAUGCCGCCCACCACAUCGAUGAGCUCCUUUGGCGGCGGAGGUGGCGGCGUUGGCGGUGGAGGCCAUACAAAUGUGGAUGCGCCGGAUAGAUGACAUUCGGUUGUCAACCAGAGUGAUAACAACAAUUCCGUGGUUAUCGUCCUGGUUGACAACAAGCCCAGCUCGAUGAUCUGCAAGGACAGCAAGGGCGGCAAUAUCGAUGUGCUCGAGUCGCAGCAGCAACAGCAACAGCAACCGCAACCCAUCCAGGGAGGCCACAACAUAACCACCAUAUCCGCCGUCAACGGCUACAAUACGCUGCAGCAUAGACGGAAAUCGCAGCUGAUCACGUUCAGCUCGUCGUCCUGUGAUAUCAAGAACAGCCUCAGCCAUGAGUACAUCAAUGGAUCCAAUGGAUCGGCAGCAAAUGGUCCACCCAGUGCCGGUUCCGGUCCCGGGAGUAAUCGGGCCAGUCGUGCCAAUGUGCGAUUAAGUUUCGCCGAGGAAGAUGUGAUGAUCUUGCCGCAGAACCACAACCAGCAAUCCAAUCAUCAAGAUGACGAAGUCUUCACGCGACGUCGUUCACUGCUGGAGGUGGAACUGGGUGUGGAGGUGGGCGAAGAUGGUGAACUGGCACCACACGAAAUGGAGGAGGAUCUGGAGGAGGAGGACGAGGACGAGGAUGAGGAGCUGUAUAUGCACGAUGAGUUCGAGACCCACAUCGACACCAAGUCGAAUAAUGCCAACGAUGACAGCGGUGGCGGCAGCUAUGAGGACUCCCAUGCCCUGCACUCCUCACUGGGCGGCAGCAAUCGAAACAGCCUGGAGAAGGAUGACGACGACAUCGAGGUGGAUGUGAUCAGCACGGACGUUAGCUGUUACGAUCAACUGCUCGGAAGCAGUUGCAACACGCGAAACGGCGAUGACGAUGACAUAGCCACGCUGGUCGGCGACGGCGACUAUUCCACCACGAAACUCAGCAAGGCAUCCAGAUUAUCCGGCCCCGGAAUCGGCGGAUUAGUGGUCAGCGGGGGAGGAGCUGGAACUGGCAUUGGCGGUGGAAUCGCUGUUAACGGUGGUGGUGUUUUGGGAAAUGGUGUUGGUUCCGAGGCUGGCGGCGGCAUCAUCUAUGCCAAUCCGUUCAUGGAUGACGAGGGCAUUGCAGAGUCGGGCAUGUAAAGCCAUUCCAAAACUCCAGCCAAUACUCCAGCCAAUCCCGACCA